ACCCCAGUAGAAACACUGCUGGAUCAAAGGGUAUGCACAGUUUGAUAGCUUUUUGAGCAUAGUUCCAAAUUGCUCUCCAGAAUGGCUGGAUGUAUUCACAAUUCCACCAACAAUGUAUCAGUGUGCCUGUUUUCCCACAUUCCCUCCAACAUUCCGCAUUAUCUUUCCCUGUUAUUCUAGUCAAUCUGACAGGUGUGUAGUGAUAUCUCAGAGUUGUCUUAAUGUGCAUUUCUCUGAUUAAUAAUGACUUGGAGCAUCUUUUCAUAUGGCUAGAAAUAGUUUCAAUUUCUUCGUCUGAGAAUUAUCUGUUCAUAUCCUUUAACCAUUUAUCAAUUGGAGAAUGGCUUGAUUUCUUAUAAAUUAGAGACAAUAUUUUGGAAAUGAGGCCUUUAUCAGAACCUUUGACUGUAAAAAUGUUUUCCCAGUUUAUUGCUUCCCUUCUAAUCUUGUCUGUAUUAGUUUUGUUUGUACAAAAACUUUUCAGUUUGAUAUAAUCAAAAUUUUCUAUUUUGUGAUCCAAAAUGAUCUCUAGUUCUUCUUUGGUCAUAAAUUCCUCCCUCUUCCACAGAUCUGAGAAGUAAACUAUUCUAUGUUCUUCCAAUUUAUUUAUAAUCUCAUUCUUUAUGCCUAGGUCAUGAACCCAUUUUGACCUUAUCUUGGUGUACGGUGUUAAGUGUGGGUCAAUACUUAGUUUCUGCCAUACAAGUUUCCAAUUUUCCCAGCAAUUUUUGUCAAACUGAGUUCUUAUCCCAAAAGCUGGGGUUUUUGGGUUUGUCAAACACUAGAGUAUUAAAGUUAUUGGCUGUUUUGUCCUUUGAACCUAACCUCUUCCUCUGAUCAACUAGUCUAUUUCUUAGCCAAUACCAAAUGGUUUGGUAACUGCUGCUUUAUAAUAUAAUUUUAGAUCUGGUAUAGCUAGGCCACCUUCAUUUGAUUUUUUUUUUCAUUAAUUCCCUUGAAAUUCUUGACCUUUUGUUUUUCCAUGUGAACUUUGUUAUUUUUUCUAGGUCAUUAAAAUAGUUUUUUGAGGGUCUGAUUGGUAUAACACUAAAUAAAUAGAUUAGGUAAUAUUGUGAUCUUUAUUAUAUUUGUUCACCCAAUCCAAGAGCAUUUUUAAAAAAUUUUAUUUUAUUUAAUAAUAACUUUGUAUUGACAGAAUCCAUGCCAGGGUAAUUUUUUACAACAUUAUCCCUUGCACUCGCUUAUGUUUCGUUUUUUCCCCUCCCUCCCUCCACCCCCCCCAAGAUGGCAAGCAGUCCUAUAUAUGUUAAAUAUGUUGCAGUAUAUCCUAGAUAUAAUACAUAUUUACAGAACCAAACAAUUCUCCUGUUGCACAGGGAGAAUUGGAUUCAGAAGGUAAAAAUAACUCGGGAAGAAAAUCAAAAAUGCAAAUAGUUCACAUUCGUUUCCCAGUGUUCCUUCUUUGGGUGUAGCUGUUUCUGUCCAUUAUCCAUUGAAACUCAGUUAGGUCUCUUUGUCAUAGAAAUCCACUUCCAUCAGAAUAUAUCCUCAUACAAUAUCGUUGUCGAAGUGUAUAAUGAUCUCCUGGUUCUGCUCAUCUCACUUAGCAUCAGUCCAUGUAGGUCUCUCCAAGCCUCUCUGUAUUCAUCCUGUUGGUCAUUUCUUACAGAACAAUAAUAUUCCAUAACAUUCAUAUACCACAAUUUACCCAGCCAUUCUCCAAUUGAUGGGCAUCCAUUCAUUUUCCAGUUUCUAGCCACUACAAACAGGGCUGCUACAAUCCAAGAGCAUUUAAUAUUUUUCCAAUUGGUUAGAUCAGACUUGAUUUGUGUGGAAAGUGUUUUGUAGUUUUGCUCAAAGUUUCUGAUUUUCCCUUGGCAAAUAGAUUCAUAAGUAUUUUAUUCAGUUUUCUCUUUUUAUAAAAAUAAAGGUGUUGGAUUAAUAGAUAGCUAACCUCCCUUCCAGUUCUAAAAGUCUUUGAGACUACAGGUCUAUCUGUGGUAAAAAUCAUAAGUGCUAUAACAUUUUCUUAUCAGUUUCUUCAUUUGUAAAAGCUGGGCUCUAGGACCUCUAAGAUCUUUUCCAAUUCUAAGUCUAUGAUCUUUUGAACUCAGAGUAGGAUGGGUCAAAGAAGGGCUCAUGGAGAAAGUUACAUUUCACAAGGCUAGUCUGAGGUAGGUUUGGAAGAUUUUACAGAUGGAUUGUUGUUAGACCUUCAUACUGGAAGAGGACCAAUAAUAUCACAAUGUGGGGUCAAAGUACAUAUGUUUAACUGUGGCUAUCAGUUCAAUAUGAACUUAGAAGGCUCUACCACAAGGUGGGCACAAAUUUUGGACAGUCUGAACAUUUGGCAUAGAAAAAAUCUUUAGAUUUGCUCCUUUCAAUUUCUUAGUGUUACUGCAAUUCUCCGUUGCUUGUAGAGUACAGCGCCUUAUAGUAAAGUUCUUCAGAGAAACCUUAAAAGAAUGUCCUUAUAUUGCUUCUUCUGACCUAUAUGUGAACCCUUGCCUUGUUUGAAUUUUCCAUUUAGAUAGGCCUAUGUUUGCCAUUUGAACAAUGUGACCAGAUCAUCAGAGUUGUUCUUUCUAUAGUAGUUUGAAUGCCUGGCAGUUCAGUUCUAGAGAGGCUCUCAAUAUGUGUUACUUUAUCUUCAGUUGAUCUUCAGAAUCUUCCUAAAACACUCUUCUAUUGGCUUUGGGAGUAAGGAGAUCAGCUAGGAGACUAUUACAAUAGAAAAAAAGAGAAAUGAUGGCGUCCUUAACUAGGGUAGAAAUAUGAAUCAAGAGAAGUAUAGAUAGAUGAUAAAAAUGACCUGAAAAUUUAGCCCAUCGACUAUGAGGGCGCGAAGGGAUGAAGUAGGCAAAAGCUAAAUACAAUACAAAUGGUCGACAUACUGUGCCAUUAAAGUAGGUAUUAUAUAAAUAGUUUGGAAUAUCUCCUUACCUAGUUCUGUCCUUCUAUUAUGGUGUCAUCCCAGUGUUCCCUAGAAUUCUCUGUUUUGGUAACAGUCACAGCCUACUCCUUGAGACUUUCUAAGACUAAAAACAAUCAGAUUUGGGAGGUUCCAGUCCUCCCUCCAUCAGGGACAAUUUCCAAGAUUCCAGUCAUGUUUCAAUUUCCUGAUCUUCUUGUCUCCUGAGUUAACAAUCCGGAUUUGGGGACUGAGGCUGACAAGUUUAAAAACUUUCCUUAUAACUCGCCUCUCCCUUCUCUCCCUUAUCCACAGCAACUUUCCUCAGCCCUUCCAAUCUCUAUUUCCACUCUCCGAAGUAAAAAGGGUCUUUGAGACAGUGAAGGUUCUCAGAGGUCAUAGGUUACUCCUGGGGGAGGAAGGUGCCGCCGAAAAGAUGAGCGCUUAGGCCAAUUCAGUUCCACAAACCUUGGAGCACUUACGAGCAAGACAACACUGAACUAAGCACUGAGAUGGGGGGAGGGGAAUGAGAGGGUGGGAGUUCGACCCUAAGACCCAUGGAGAGAGUCUGAGCAUUCGGUCGAUACAGACUGCCCAGCCUCCCCCGGAUUCCUACUCAGUUCACCCUUAGGCUGCCACUACUUCCCCACAUCGCUCUCCGCCCAGCUCUCCCCGCAGGCCCCGCCUCCUCAAGCCCCGCCCCCUCCCUGUCUCCGAUCCUCCCUUCCCCCUCUUCUCUCUUUUUUCUUCUCUCUCUCUUCUCCCCCCUCCCAUCAGAGGCCACCCCGGCCCGGGCCUCGGCCCUUAACCCCACCCCCCUGUAGCCGGCUGCGGCGGGCGCGUAGAACAGCUGGAGCUAGCGGCGGCCCGGACUGGAAUGGGGGGUGGGGGAGGGCGGGGUAAGAGGUCAGUACGAGGAAGGGCCACGCCGUCGACUACUGCAGCCGAGGAGGAAGACGAGGAGGAGGAAGAAGGAAAAAGAGAGGAAGGAGAAGGGAUUCUCGCCACAGAGGAGGAUUUAGGCGAGGACGAGGGGGAGGAGCUGCAGGCUGCCUGGGUUCCGCGGCUGCGGGUCCGCGGCAGGACGCGCCCCCGGGCUUGCCAGUCCCGCCAGCCCAGUAUGACGCCUUGGAGGCUGCUCCGCUGCUGCCAGUGGACCGCGGCCUGGGUGCCGGUGCUCUUCAUCGCCGUGGUCAUCUGCUGGUCCUACUACACCUUUGUGGUGGAGCUCUGCCUCUUUACUAUUGCUGCACAAGAAGAAGAAGGAAAGGCAGCUAUCUACCUUGUGAUUUUCCAUCUGUCAUUUGUCUUGUUUAUGUGGUCCUAUUGGAAGACAAUUUUUACACCUCCAGUUUGCCCCUCCAAAGAGUUCUUUUUAUCUCAGUCCGAUGAAGAACAUUAUGAAAAGGAAGAACGACCUGAAGUCCAACAAGAAAUUUUGAAGAGAGUAGCAAAAGAGUUACCUGUCUACACUAUGACUUCCACAAAAUUAAUCAGAUAUUGUGAAAAAUGUCAACUGAUUAAACCUGAUCGAUGUCACCACUGCUCUGUAUGUAACAAAUGUGUUCUUAAGAUGGAUCAUCAUUGUCCUUGGGUGAAUAACUGUGUGGGAUUUUCUAACUACAAAUACUUCCUGCUGUUUUUAUUUUAUUCCCUUGUGUAUUGUAUUCUGGUGACCACAACAGUUUUAGAAUAUUUUAUAAAAUUCUGGACGCUUUGCCGCAGGAAAUCUGCAGAGAAUUGUCCAAAGACCAACCUAAGAAACACACGUGCACAAUUCCAUGUCCUUUUUCUUUUCUUUGUGGCUACUAUGUUUUUCAUUAGUAUCCUGUCACUUUUUUGCUACCACCUCUGGUUGGUUGGAAAAAACAGAACAACAAUAGAGGCAUUCCGUGCACCUGUAUUUCUAAAUGGACCUGACAAAAAUGGUUUCUCUCUUGGGUGGAGUAAAAAUUGGAGACAAGUAUUUGGAGAUGAAAAAAAAUACUGGUUAUUUCCCAUCUUUACAAGUUUAGGUGAUGGUGUUCAUUUCCCAACUCGCCUCAUGAUGGAUAAGGAACAUGUUACUGGCACAAAUCAUCAUGAACACACCAGAAGUUCUGGAUCCACUCAAAAUUUUCCUGUUGGACCACUUAGUGAAUCAAAAAAUUUCCUGUUGGCCACUGGAUCAGAACAAGAUGUCAGUUCAGGGAUGAAGAACCAUGUUACAGUUUCAAUAGAAAGUUGAUGGUCUAUUAACAUUUGAAUGAAAGAAGUAAGGUUUAUGCAACAUAUUCUGCUUGAAUUCUUUUUUAUAUUUUAUUUGGAAGAACUGAUCAGUGGAAUGAAACGAAUCAAAUAUUACAUAAGAUGUAUGAAAAUGGAGUCUCUGUACAGAUAAGUUGAUGCUCAUAAACAUUACUGCUGAGCAGGAAAUAAGACAGAUGCCUUAAGAACCUUAAAUGUGUGUUUAUGCAACACUGACUUAUCCUGCUCCGAAAGUGACUUGACUUUUUAAAAAAAUAAUUACUUCAUAAAAUGCAAUAGUAUGUUUUAUUACACCAGAUGUUUAACUUAGUGUAUAAUUUCUCCUUUAAAGCAUGAAUAAACAUCACAAUUAUCUUAACAUACAUAUAUAAAAAUUGAUACUCCAGGAAAAAAGCAAAUAGAAUUCUGAUAUAGGAAGUAGGGAAAAGGUUCAGGCAGCUUUAUACAUGGCUGAAAUUCACUAGUAAGAAUAGCAUUCUUCUUGAAGAUUUGUACUGUAUAAGGAAUACAAUUACCCAGUAUCUUGCUUUUUAUACUGAGCAUUUGCAAGUUUUUUAAUAGUUUUAUACUGUUAUUUUUAACAAAGGCCUUUUUUAUUGGUGGUUGUGAAGUACCACUCAGAAGGAAUUGAAAUACCUGACUACAAUCAUUAAUUUUUGACAACACUCAUAGAUCAUUGUCAUAUGCUAUACAGAGUAGCAUAUGACUGGGCUUAAUGGAAACCUGGCAGUUGGAUGGAGCUAAAAAAAAUUUUAGCCUCAUUCAGCUUUAUGGAAAUAUUAAGGGGAUUUUGUACAAGGAGGGAAACUCUGAAGUACAUUUGCUACAUGAAGAUUCUUAUAUCUUUUUAGUAAUAUGGGAACACAGUGGAUAGAGGACCAAGGCCUAUGACAUUUCCCCAAAUUUUUUUUUUUAGAAUGUAGUACAUUGAAAGUUUUGUUGUUUAAAUUCCAUUUAAAUUAGAAAAUUACAAAUAGAAAUUAUUCUGUUCCAUUAACAAAGUGGAAACUAGCCAAUCUCAGGAAAUAGAAUCUAAAUUAUGUACUUCAUUACCACUUCAACAUAAUAUUCCCCAUUUCUAAGUAAUGAAAUCUAGCUUUGUUCUUUGGAUAACUUUUUGGAGGUGUUUCCUUUCAAAUAUAAGGAACAUAGAUUGUGGGUUCAUCUUCUUUAACAUAUAUUUAUUAAAUGGAAAUAGCAUGGUAAUCCUUGCUAUUUUCCAAAGUUUAGAAUAUCAGAUAAUUCCUCAGUCCUGAGGCAAAAAAGUACUCAUUGUUUCUGGUAAUGAGUUUUUAAAAGCUUAAACUUACUAAUUUAUUUAAACAUAGAUUUUACAAAGUUUUCUCACAUAUAACUCCCCCUCCAAAAAAAAAAAAAAAGUCAACUAUAUUUUUUGGCAAAUGCUUCCAAAAUUGCUUAACCAACUUAAAUGUUAUUUAAUUCUAUAUUUUAGCAUUACUACUGAACAUUUUGGCCUUACUUUUUAGAUGACUUAUCUAAUUUUUGAAUUAUUCAACUAAUCAGCUUUCAAAAUUAUCUAAUUUCCUGCAAACAAAAAGAAUAAGCUUUAAAAAUCCAUUUUGUAAACUCUAGAGUAUUACUAAUUUAUGUCCUGUUUAUUUUUCAGUCUUACUAGGCUUUGCUCAAAUUUGGAUCAUUCUAGAGAUGAAAGGAACUUCAUUACCAGACAAAUGUACCAACUAGUUUAAACUAACAGCUUCUAUUUUAGAUAUCUAUAAAUAGAGUAAAUGUUAAAAUGAUUUGAUUGUAAUCAGAAAUAUUCUCUACUGGUGCUUCUGUCCAUUGUUUGGCCUUUCAUAUUUAGAUUUAUCUUUGAUCUGCAUGUUUUUCAUCAUCCAACUUGUACAGGUACUUUUAUGGUGCUUGGUAUCUCUUUCAAAUCCUUUUACUUUAAUAGAUACAUUAAGCUUCAUUCCCCCAUCCCUUAAUGUAAGCAAGCCUUGUAUAGUUUGGUUUUUGACUUACCAGCAUGUGUAAUCUGAUCUUAAGUAUCUCAAUUUUUUAUCAACACAUUAGCACCACUCUGGAGUAAAAUUUAACUAAAGAUGUGCCUGUUUCCUAAUGAUCCAGUACUGAAGAAAUCAGGGACAGUGAAGUAGAUUGGUUUAGGGAAGGCUGCUAUAUCUUUAUUUGUUCUGGCAUUAACUAAUACUAUAAUCACUUUCAAGAAGACAAAUUUUUCGAAAUGAUUAUCUGUUUACAAACCAAAAGUAUUUUUUCCCCUUUGAUUAAGAGAAUGAGAAUUGAAGAAAAUAAAAUUGAAAUUGAAUUCUAAGUGAUUUUUUUUUUCAGUUAACAAAUGUAUCUUAAAUUUAACUAGAUAUUCAGCAUCCUAUCAGUAUCACUACAUGAAACCAAAGAGCAGCUGAACAUGUUUACAAAAGUCCAGGUUUAUCUUUGUGUAAGGGGUCUGCUUUUAAUGUAUUUUUACAUAUGUAGUGAUCUUAGUUAACAUAAAUGAUCAUUGUCAUCUUAAAUCAAAUAUGCAACAACAGUUACUUGAAUUUUGUUUCCACAAGGUAGCUGAUUUUGACCAUGUUUACAAUAUCACUUAUUCAACACAUUGAACAUUUGUGAUUUUUACACAUUAAUCUCUAAAGCAGACAAGUUAAGAGGUUAGUGUUAGGAUUUCUAAAUUGCUAGGACCUAAGAAAUGAUAGUGUCCUUCAGAUUUCUACUGUUUACAUUUUUGCCUAGGCCAUAGAAUCGAAUGCUGUACAUCAAAAUACAUGCAGAGCAUAUAACACAUUCACUCCAAUUCAUGACAUUUUAGCCAGAAUAAGGACCAUUAUCCAAUACUCCAUUAUGAUUUUUAAACAAUAUGUAGAAAUAAAAUCUAUGUUCCAUGUCUAUAUUAUGUAUUUUUCAACCUGGAUUCUAAAUAAGUUUUUAAAGUCCAUAUUUUUCUAAUGACUUCAUCUUAAAUCAUUAUGUUACAUAAAAGAGGCAAAGUAUUGUAUUUAAAUCUGUAUGGAUCAACAGAGCCAUGAAAUAUGUCAAGUUUAUAUUUGUAUAUGAUCGCAAAUGACUGUUCCUACUUAAAAGGAAAAUAUGGCCACUUGUAAUAUUUUGAAAUGUUUUUUUUUUCCUUAAAUGCUUUUAUAUAAACAGAUUUUAAAUACAUUUUGUUUUGGUGUCUUCAUAUUUUUACUUGUAUCAUAACUCAUGUGUAUAGUUUUCCACAAAUGUAACAGUAGAACAUUAUUUAUGUUGAAUAUUUACAUUAAGCUUCUUCAGCUGUUUAGAUAAAUUAACAUGAGGAUAAAACGUUUUAAGUUCCUUUUUUUCUUCCAGAAACUAUGUUUGAUGUCUUUAUUAAAUAAAGAUGAACUCCAGAAAAUUAAAAA
Messenger RNA from Antechinus flavipes (yellow-footed antechinus), 8487 nucleotides. It is a transcript of the gene ZDHHC20, whose product is annotated as zinc finger DHHC-type palmitoyltransferase 20. Bases 3750 to 5099 code for a protein of 449 amino acids. The record is from RefSeq and is a predicted model, not a curated record. Gene Ontology annotation, cellular component: Golgi apparatus; endoplasmic reticulum. Gene Ontology annotation, biological process: synaptic vesicle maturation; peptidyl-L-cysteine S-palmitoylation; protein targeting to membrane. The transcript has 14 exons. Lineage: Eukaryota; Metazoa; Chordata; Mammalia; Dasyuromorphia; Dasyuridae. Gene Ontology annotation, molecular function: protein-cysteine S-palmitoyltransferase activity.